AGCCAACUAUUUAUUGGUUUGGACACAGAAGUCAGACUGAAGUAGUAAAUUACCGAUAUCAUUCAGGGAGUUUCACAAGUAAACAGUUCCAAAUAUAACAUUUUUUAUUUAUUUAUGUAUCAAUUGUUUUUCUUUGCCAUUUCUGUAUUAUUUCAUUCCUUUAUACAUUCUUUCUACUUGGUUUGCCUUUUUUUUUUGUUUUUAUUGCUUUGUUUGUUUAAUCCUUUUCUUUUUUAGGGCGUAGCAACUAAAAAAUUAAAUAGCCCGACCAAAGACGAAGGAAACAAAUCAAAAGGAUGCCAACUGCCAUAAACAUUACAGAGAAAAAUACAAUUCCUCAGUGUCUACAAACAACAGUCGUGGCUCAACAGUUUGCAUUUAACCUCAAAGUAAAUUGUCCGAUCGUUAAAAAAACCAACAAGGCUACAAUGUACUGUUAAUAACAAUUAAGCCACACUGUACCAUCUGUAGCAUCAGAAAAUCUUUCUGAAACGGUAUCUGCCAUGAAAAAAGUUUUCCAUACAUAACUUUAAUGUGGAUAUUCUGAAAAGACCUGAUGUAAAUUACAAUAAAUACAAUAAAUCGUAUUAAAUCAAGAAUAUUAAAUCAUUCAUUACCCACAAGAGCUGUUUCAUGAACACGUCAUCAAGAUACAACGCAGUGCAGAUACAAUAGAACACGUUUUACAAUGACUAUCUGUGAAAGGUUUGCCCCAGGAAACUAUUUAAAAGGUUAUGGAGCUUUAUACCCAACCAUUACGUAUUCAGUUUUCAUUUAUUUUUUAUUGUAUAAAAAUUACAAAAUGUAAUUCACUAUAAUCGAAAACACUUUUAAUCAAUUUUAAACUAACCGGAUGAAAAAAAUAAUUGAUUUGAUAAGGUGGUGAGCACAGUUUUGAGUUUAUGUUUCUGGACAGUGUGGCAGGUGCACUUAAGAGUUAGCUGCGCCCACUAGUGGUUGUCAGGCACUCGUCCACCUCGCAGCGGCUGCAGACCGUGGUGUCUAGGUUGCAAUAACGGGACAGCGGGUCUCAGCAGUGAGUGGACAUGGUUCCAUCAUAACAUAGGAUAUAUUAUCCAUUGUUUCACGUUGGUAACUUUUAUCCGUCCAAACCUCGGAGGAAGUUUUCAUUCAGUUCUUUGAGAGAAAUCGGACUUGUCCAGCAGGUGAUUUAAAGGACCAAACCGGCGAUAUUUGUUCCCGUCCGUCAUGGCGAUUGCUCACGUAGCCACGGAGUACGUUUUCUCCGACUUUUUGUUGAAAGAGCCCACGGAGGCCAAAUACAAAGGGCUGCGUCUGGAGCUGGCCGUGGAUAAAAUAGUGACGUUCCUGGCAGUGGGGCUGCCUUUGUUCCUCAUAUCUCUGGCCUUUGCUCAGGAAGUGUCAGUGGGAACCCAGAUCAGCUGCUUUGCUCCCACUAACUUCUCCUGGAGACAGGCUGCGUACGUGGACUCAUUCUGUUGGGCUGCAGUGCAGCAACAGGCCGACGGCCCCCCACUGUGGCUGCACAAGUUCUUUCCAUACAUCCUCCUCCUACUUUCCAUCCUCAUGUACAUCCCAACACUGUUUUGGAGGUUCACUGCAGCUCCACACCUCUCCUCUGACCUCAACUUCAUCAUGGAGGAGUUGGACCGCUUUUAUAAUCGCUCCAUCAAAUUAGCAAAGAAUCUGGCAACCAGCGCUGAUGCACCAGAGGACACCCAGAGUGCUUUGGAUCUGACUGAGAGCUGCUUCAAAUACCCAUUAGUGGAGCAAUAUUUGAAAACCAAGCAAUUGGUCCAUUAUCUGGUGGUCAACUACCUGGUGUGUAGGGGUGUGACCCUGCUGACCCUGCUGCUGGCCUGCAUCUACCUGGGCUACUACAUCCAGCUGGCCUCAUUCACUGACGAGUUUCCCUGUGACCUGCGAACUGGGGUGUUGAAAAACGACACUACUGUGCCCCCUGCAGUCCAAUGUAAGCUGGUGGCAGUAGGUGUCUUCAGACUGCUCAGUUACAUCAACCUAGUGGUGUAUGUGCUCCUGGUUCCCCUGGUGGUCUACGCCUGUGUUGGACCCGCGCGUCAGAGCUCCAGUUUUCUGCGGCCGUAUGAGAUACUACCAGGGUUUGGCACCCUGGGUGUGGUCAAGCCCUUAUACAAUGACCUCAGUAUUUAUCUGUUGUUCCUGCAUGAGAACCUGAGUCAGCUAAAAUCCUACAAGUGUUUGCAGGUGCUGGAGUUACUACAGGAGGCUGAUGGUGAGGGGUUGGACACCAUGUGUGUGCUUCGAACUCUGGGCCAAGUGAAGACGGAUGUUAUAGACUGUAAGAACACAUGCUCACGAAGGGACAACAGAAGCUCUAAAAAGGCUGAAGAAUGACUCCCUUAAGGUGAUGUUAAAUUCCCUACGUACUACGUAUUUGCAGUACAUGCUCACGAGAUCUGUAAAAUGACAAGACAAUAAUGUAAUUUUUGUUGAAAAUGUAUCCAUUGUCAUUACACUGCACUGAUUAUGUAUCUUAAAAAGGAUGCAGUCUUCCUGCAGGAGAAGGAAACUAUAGUUACUGCUUUACUCCACAACACUGGUUCAUAUAAAACCGUUGGUUUACUAAAUGGAUAAAUACUGUUGACUUUAAAUUGAAUUUGUUUCUAUUCUCUCAGCCUCCCUGGUUUUGUCGCUGAACAAAUAUUAAGAUAAUGAUACAUCCUGAAAUGGACAAAAUUAAGACAUGGACACGUUAAUAUCUGGUAAGGUAUAACACAGGACUGUCAACGCAAAUGCUGCAAUCCUCCUCACAGAGGUUUUGUUUUUUGCUUAUUUCCUUUUACCUGUAACAUGUAAAAAUACACUGAAUUAAGUAUGUCCAAAAUUGGAUGGAUUGGUCAAGACAGCUUGGUGUGAGUAUUCCAAAUACCAAGUUCAUGAAAUACUUCUUCCUCUGGCUCUGACCUGUGUCUUCAGAACACUUCAACACAAAAAACACAGUGUGCUUUUGAUUCGUUCUAGCCAUAAUUAAAAUGUAUUGACAUUUCUGCACCGCCAGAGCAACAUAAGCAAAGACAUGACUUACUGAGUGGAUCUAAAACAAGACAUAUGUCACAUGGAUCUGACUCAAUUCUACUGUAUAAGUUAGAGUGUUGUUUGUAAAAUCCUUCUGGAGAAGUAACAAAGGUCCCAAGCUCACCUCUGCUUGAAAUAAAAUUUAUGUUUCAUAGUAUUUUUUAUGUAUUUUUUAAUUUUCUCUGGAAUUUCAAUGUUAUGAUUUACCCUUUAAUACGUUGUUCUAUGUAACAACACCAGUCCUGCUGACAUGAGCCAACACGUGUUUAAUUAGGGAACAAGAUGGCAUGAUAAAUUUGUGUGUGUUUUCAAUUUGGUGUAACUGUAAUAUGACAACAGUAGUGGACUCUGUAUGUUCAUGUUGAAUGUAAAGCAAUAUCCUGGAUUUUA
This is a messenger RNA of Cynoglossus semilaevis (tongue sole), 3429 nucleotides long. RefSeq names its product pannexin-1. The record is from RefSeq and is a predicted model, not a curated record. Gene Ontology annotation, cellular component: plasma membrane. Lineage: Eukaryota; Metazoa; Chordata; Actinopteri; Pleuronectiformes; Cynoglossidae. The transcript has 5 exons. The coding region runs from base 1210 to 2358 and encodes 382 amino acids. Gene Ontology annotation, molecular function: wide pore channel activity. Gene Ontology annotation, biological process: cell-cell signaling; positive regulation of interleukin-1 production; monoatomic cation transport.